This is a messenger RNA of Cuscuta campestris, 976 nucleotides long. The record is from the annotation of a GenBank genome assembly. NCBI's taxonomy places the organism in Eukaryota, Viridiplantae, Streptophyta, Magnoliopsida, Solanales, Convolvulaceae.
CAGACUCUAUAUAGUUCAAUGUGUUUCUUUUCUUAACCCAAGCAAAAAACAAUUUUGAGUUUUGGUCACCUUCUGUUAACCAAGUAACCUUAGCUUGCUGUUUUUUCAUCAUAAUAGCUGCCUUUGUUUUGUGAUAAACCUGUCCUCUGAUCUCCCUUUCUUCUGGGAUAAACUGAGCUCUUCUUUCAGAUCUUCAAUCUGUUUAUGAAUAUCUGAGAAGUGCUUCUUAUGAAGUUUCCCCAGGGGUCCCUUAAGCUUCUUGAGAUUAUGGAUUGUUUUGUACAUACUGGAGUCAUCCCCUUCAUCCUUCCAAGUAGAUUUGACAACCUCUUCAAAGCAUGGAUCAAGGCUCCACAUAUCACAGUAUUUGAAGGACUUCUUUAUCAAUUAAAUAAUGAACUUGGGGAUAUUUAUAUUCUAUCAGCUUACUGCUUGCAGCAGGUCUCACAUGGGGCAAUACAAUUCACAGCAUAUGAAGAACUGCGCAAGCUUCUUAUUGAUUUUAAGUCUAGAAAGACGAACAAAAGAAGCAAUGACGAAUUGUUGAAUUCGCUUGAUUAUUCAUUUCUAGGGGGUUCUUCCAAAGUAGCUGCCAUUUUGUCCACAUACCCAUUUCAGGUCAUUCGAUCCAGAUUGCAGCAACGACCUAGUAUUGAUGGAAUUCACAGAUACACUGAUAGUUUGCAUGCAGUAAAAGAAACUGCUAGGUUUGAAGGCAUUCGUGGUUUCUACAAAGGUAUUACUGCUAACUUAUUAAAAAACGUACCAGCUUCUGCCGUUACUUUUGUUGUAUAUGAGGACGUUCUCAAGUUGUUCAAGUUGGUCAGAAGUAAAGAUUGAUUUUAUUAUUCUUUUCCCUAUCUUUUCUCUACCUCGUUUUUUCAUGUAUGUAGCAUCCUAGAUAUAGGGAAAUAGACAAAUAAUUUUGUCCUCUCUCGAUACUGAACAGUUAUUUAAAUGAAAAAAAUGUCACCCU